GGUUUACCGUAAAAGUGAGGUUAUGUGUUGAUUGUUUUGAUUUUUCCAGAGCAUUUUAAAAGGUGAUUUUCACAAUUAAAACAUAAAGUAAUGGAGGAAAAUGAAUUUGAAUCUGAUUGUAAGGCACUCAUACAAGCUUUUGUGGUAGGAGAAGAUAUAACUUUCCAAGCAUUUUGCACACAAUGGAUGAAUCAACAAUUCUACUUUGUAUUCCAUGGAUUUUCUCGAACUCUGGAUGUCGUGGAGUUCACAGACAUAGCUAUUCCUGUAGUUAAACGCCUGUUUGUGCGAGCGACGGAAUUUCUGGAACAAUUGGGGGCUUUCUACCUUCUGUAUGCGCUCUAUUUCAAACAGCCACCGAAGGAAUUCACUAAAAUCCGUAUCCGACAAGCUGAUUGGGUGACACUAAAGACAUUUUACGAAAAAAUAUCUCAAUCAGAAGAAUAUAUCCAGGCGAAGAUGAUUUUCUGGAAGCUCAUGAAAGUGAAUGCUUUCAAUUUUGUGGCGACAGAUGAGGAAUUCGGAUUCGAUACAUAUUUGAGUCACGCAGAAUCAGAUACUCUCAGCGACAGUGAGAUGAAGAAGAUUGAGGGAAGUGUGAAGGAGGAUCUUAUGAAUUUUGUAAAGGAGAGAAAUGGCAUUGUCUCAGCCAUUCAACUAAUUGAAAUGGGAUACAAUGAAAUGAAGGAAGGCCUGAAGAAUCCCAAGAAUGACAAACUCCUACCUGCAUCAUCGUGUGCCACAGAAGUCCUUCUGGGACUCCGGAAGAUCAAUGAGAUCUUCAAUCCUGAACCAGCGAUUGAGUUAGUUUCUGGCGACAGUCGCAGGAAGAAUCUGAAGAAGAAAGCUUUUCAAGUGAAUGAAUCUCCGGAGAAGGCACCAGAAGAGGUGCCGGGGAAAAAAGGUCGGACGACAAUGUGGAAGAAGAUGGUGCAGGUGAAUAACCAAUAUCUGGAAGUCACAACUCCGUAUCGGGACACACAGAGAAAAAAUCAGAGCUUCACUAAGAAGAUCUUCGAUCAGUCGAUGGACGGCGGCGACGAUGAUGAUCAGGAAGAAACAGAGUUUGAAGAUGAUUUUAGUGAAGGAGAAGUGAAAAUUCUGCCAGAAAUUGACUAAUAAAUGAGAUAAUACACAUUUUAUUUCUAAUAAAAAAAAAUUUUUUCAACUUAUAAAA
Phlebotomus papatasi is the source of this 1177-nucleotide messenger RNA. RefSeq lists its product as uncharacterized. Bases 91 to 1119 code for a protein of 342 amino acids. Gene Ontology annotation, biological process: snRNA transcription by RNA polymerase II; snRNA transcription by RNA polymerase III. Gene Ontology annotation, cellular component: snRNA-activating protein complex. Gene Ontology annotation, molecular function: sequence-specific DNA binding. NCBI's taxonomy places the organism in Eukaryota, Metazoa, Arthropoda, Insecta, Diptera, Psychodidae. The record is from RefSeq and is a predicted model, not a curated record. The transcript has 2 exons.